Molecule: messenger RNA, 1530 nt
Organism: Aspergillus glaucus CBS 516.65
Lineage: Eukaryota; Fungi; Ascomycota; Eurotiomycetes; Eurotiales; Aspergillaceae
Product: FAD-dependent oxidoreductase
Exons: 7
Coding region: 88-1353 (421 amino acids)
Molecular function (GO): monooxygenase activity; FAD binding
Source: RefSeq, a predicted model, not a curated record
AGCGGUCAGCUCAACAUGUGACCUCAGCUUCCUUGCAGUCGACCAUCAUUUCAUUCCAAAAAGUCCAACAUCUCCAAAUUCAACAUCAUGGCUUUGGACAUCAUAAUCGUCGGCGCAGGCAUCUCGGGCCUCUGCACGGCCAUCGCCCUUCGACGGGCUGGUCACAAAGUGCAGAUCUUUGAGAAAUCCCGCUUCGCAACCGAAAUUGGCGCUGCCGUCUCCCUAGCUCCAAAUGGCGUCCUUGUCUUGGAACAUCUUGGUUUUGAUUUCGCUCGAGCGCAAGCGUGCCGGCACAAGGCUUGGGAAGUGAUGGACGGUUUGACGUUGAGACAGAUUACGAUUCAGAGCCUGGAAAACGUUGCUAGUAUUACUGGGUCGGAUUACCAUACCGUUCACCGCGUGGAUCUGCACAAGGAGCUGCUGAGGCUAGCUCUGGAGACCACGUCGGCGGAGAGUAUCUCCACGUCACCGGUGAAAAUCCAAUACGGUUCCCCGAUUGCCGAUGUCGACGCGCUCAACGGCCAGGUAUACCUAACUGAUGGCACCGUCCACUCUGCCGAUCUAGUUAUCGCAGCAGAUGGACUCCACUCCACAGUACGUGGAUGCGUAGUUCCACCAGACUCAAACACGAGCAACAGGGCUAUUGAAACGGGGAUGAGCGCAUUCCGUUUUUUACUGCCUACGGAGACGCUCAUGGCUAGACCGGAAAUCAGGGAUGCCAUGCGCAUGAAAACGGGAGAUUCGGCUCUGUUGGCGGAUACGUCGAGGGUUGAUAGUGUGCAGCAUAUGAUUUGGUAUGGGUGUCGAGGAAAUCAAGUCCAGAACUUCGUUGGCAUCCAUCUAACCCGAGAACCAGAGAGGAGCUCUGGCGAUGCGAAGUCAGACAUGCUACAAGAAUUCGGCCACUUCAACCAAAUCGUCCCGGAGAUAAUCAACCUCGCUGACGACGUAAAAUGCUGGCCCCUCCUGAUCCACGAACCCCUCAAAACAUGGAUCUACCAUAAAGUCCUCCUCAUUGGCGAUGCCGCUCACGCUAUGCUCCCCUUCGGCGGCCAAGGCGCAAACCAAGCCAUCGAAGACGCCGGUGCAAUCAGCAUCCUCUUCCGGGAUCUGCAUAGUGCAGAAGAUCUCCCCGCGCGAUUGGCAUUGUUUGAAAAAGUACGCACAAAACGAGCGUCGAGAGUACAGGUUCUUUCAACGGUUAGAGUUGGGAAGGAGAAGGAGGUUGAGGGGAGGGUAAUGAAAUAUAUGGAGGAUGGGAUGGAUGUUCCGAAUACGUUUGCGAGUCGGUUGGUUCAUGAUUCUGGAUUUAAUGUGCUUGAACGAUGUGAGGAGGAGUUGAAGGCUGUUUGAUGUAAUAUCUUCCAGAUUGAUGUUAUUCUCUGGUUGGUGAGAGUGAGGAAUUGGUCAUCAAACGGACCAAAACCAAUCCAGAACCAAACAGCGUUCCACAAGAUCUAGACAGACGAUUUAUCCCGAAAUAUUCCUGAUUUCGUUGAAGAAGUCGUAAUAUCCUGUUGCCAACGUGUG